GCAGGCGCAGAGUGUGCUGGAAGCUUGGAACUGUUCUUCAGAGUGAACGUCUCUCUCACUCUCCCCAGUCGUUAAGUCAGAGUGCAGAGGAGGAAGGGAAGGCAGAGAGACCAGGGGAGGUCUGACGACACCAUCCCAGCUUACCCGGCACCUAUUUUAAAUGCAUAGAAUGAUGAAUGCAAGCGCACAGUCUGGCUUUGAUUUACUGGAGGAACAUCAAGAUUUAUAACCAAGCUGUCACUCUGCAAGAGAUGCGUGCAACUUUUCCUGCCAGUACAAAAACUUAAAGGAGCUUUGGAAACAUUGCAUGUUUAAGUGUCCACAGUGAGAGUCUGCAGUAGCUUUCAAUGCUGGAGGUCCAGUGUAAGAAUGGAUGACGCAUGUUCUAGGCUAACGGUGUUCUUCACCGUUUUCUGAUCCUGCUUUAAAGGGAACAUCCAGCCAAACAAAGAAGGAGCAGCUAAAGAUACAAGAACUUUCACCUGCAACUUUUACCCCAGGCUGAUAUGAUGCUGUGGUACAACUUUGGCCACCACUUGCUCUCUCUGGCAGCACUUCUGGUGAUUGUGAGCUGUGGAGGAGGGGAGCAGAGGAGAGGGACGGAUAGCAGCAGCACCAGCAGCACAGGUGGCGGCAGCAGCGGCAGCAGUAGCAGCAGUAGUGCAGGAAGUAAUAGCAAUAAUUACAGCAACAGACGCUUUCAUAAGAUCCAGCAUGGUCAGUGCACCUAUACGUUCAUCCUACCUGAAGGAGACGGAGCCAGAGGAGGCUCCUGCAAGGAGGCGAAAGCCGGUAGCCCAACAACGCACAACACCAACUCUCUCCAAAGAGACGCUCCGCCACCUGAGCCAGACUUUUCCAGCCAGAAGAUCCAGCAGCUCGAGCACAUUAUGGAGAAUUAUACCCAGUGGCUACAGAAGAUUGAGAACUACAUCAAAGAGAGCAUGAAGACAGAGAUGGCUCAACUGCAGCAGAGUGCCGUGCACAACCACACAGCAGCCAUGUUGGAAAUGGGAACCAACCUUCUUUCUCAGACGGCUGAACAGACACGCAAGCUGACUGACGUUGAGACACAGGUUCUGAAUCAAACAUCCAGGCUCGAGAUACAGCUGCUGGAAAAUUCUCUUUCCACAAACAAGUUGGAGAAAGAGUUAAUGGUCCAGACCAAUGAGAUCAGCAAGCUGCAUGACAAGAACAGCCUCCUGGAGCAGAAGAUGUUAGAAAUGGAGAUGCGACACCGUGAAGAGCUGGAGACGUUGAAGAAGGAGAAGGGAAGUCUCCAGGCCCUGGUGGGGAGGCAGAGCGGGGUUAUAGGGGAGCUGGAAGCCCAGCUGAGCCGGGCCACAGGAAACAGCACGGCCUUGCAGAGACAGCAGCAGGAGAUGAUGGAUACCGUCCACAACCUGCUCAACCUCUGCUCCAAAGAUGGAGUUGUGCCUAAUAGUACAAAGGUCAUGGAUGAAGAGAAGAAUUUUCGCGACUGUGCUGACCUGUACCAGGCUGGCAUCCAUAAGAACGGAGUCUACACCAUCCAGAUCAACCCUCAGGAGACCAAAAAGGUGUAUUGCAACAUGGAAACAGCCGGUGGUGGAUGGACAGUCAUCCAGCGCAGAGAUGACGGCAGUGUGGACUUCCAGAGAACGUGGAAGGAGUACAAGAUGGGUUUUGGGAGCGUGUCUGCAGAGCACUGGUUAGGGAAUGAGUAUGUUUACCAGUUGACCAGCCAGAGGCAGUAUGCCCUUCGCGUAGAACUGACAGAUUGGGACAGACACCAGGCAUUCUCACUGUAUGACCGCUUCCAAAUCGGCAGUGAGAAACAAAACUACAGGCUGUUCCUGAAAAGCCAUAGUGGAACUGCAGGCAGACAGAGCAGUCUAGUAAUCCAUGGAGCAGACUUCAGCACCAAGGACAUGGACAAUGACAACUGCAUGUGCAAGUGUGCCCUCAUGCUAACUGGUGGUUGGUGGUUUGAUGCCUGUGGCCCGUCCAACCUUAACGGCAUGUACUUCACCCAAGGACAACACAUAGGGAAGUUGAACGGUAUCAAGUGGCACUACUUCAAGGGCCCCAGCUACUCACUACGAGCCACCGUCAUGAUGAUCCGCCCCCUGGACUUCUCCUAGUCUUCUGAACUUGCGAACUUUUAACUUCCAAAUGGCUAUGUAGCACAUUAGAGGGAACGCAUCCUAUUUUAUCCUCUUGUCUCAUCUCAUUUCGCUGGCCAUGGGAGUCAUCCAAUGAAUCUUUUAUUCAACCUGGUUCUUCCCCAGAGCAACUGCUAUUUCUGUGCUAAUGUUUCUUCAUAACCUUUCCCCUCAAUGAACUGAAAAGCAGCCAUGGGGAGAAAGACAGAGCAAGACAUGACUCACCUGAACUGAUUUCUGCUCUCAAGCAGAUUCACAAACUUGACCUAAUUGAAGGACAAAUGCGUUCAGGUGUGUUAGCGCACACCUGGAAUUUGUGGAGCAUGAUGUCAAACCACAAUUUUCCUGGGGACCUGUGUUGUAAUAAUAUGUAGGACUUGAACUCUUCUGAAUGGAAAGCAGCUAUCAUAGGGCAGCACUGACUCUUGAACUGCAGGACAGAACUUAUCCGGAACGCUUUAAGGAGACGAAUGAAAUAUAUGGCUUUUAUAUUAAAAUGUUGCUCACACAACGCAGCCCAUAAAUAUUACAAUUGUAUUAUAUAUAUUGUGUUUUUAGUAUUAUUUUUGCUAUCCCAACUGUGUACAAUAUCAAAAGUGAGAUAAAAUUGUCUUUUGUACUGUACAGUGUAUACUGGAUUUCUAUCUGCAUUACGUAUAAAGUGAUUGGUAAUAGUUAUGAGGGCUGCUUGCAGUAUUUGCUGGCAAUUACACACUAGCUGUCUUGAUUAUUUUUAGAGUGCAUGAUGUGAGGUUAUUAUUGGAUUAGAGUCUGGACUGAGAUCUGUUUGCCUUUGUUAUUGGCUGAGAAACGACUAACAACUGCCAAGGUUCAGAUUGUGAGUGAUCACCUUACCUCUGCAGAAUAUGAAAAACAAGGACAUUAAUUUAGAUGCAUAUAAUUAGUGAAAUAUAACAAUUACAGCUGUGUGCGCAUGGAGGAAGAAAAUGAAUGUUUGCAUACACAACAAGUAAUGCGUAUUUUCAAAAAUACACCGAGAUAUACAGUGUAUUUCUGAGUGUAAUGAUGAAGGACCACAUCAUGAUCCUUCCAUCUUCACAAAGAUGUAAAUGCUUAUAUUAAGCUGGUAUCCCACAUGUAUGAAACCCACAAAGAAUGAGGUUAACAUUCAUAUAACUGAAUAUUAUUUCUAGCUGUAGAGGACAUUAUAAAACUCCUUUAAGACCUCUUACCUUAGGACAAAGAGCAGAUCAUUAAGACAAGUUGCAUCCAAACUAUUUUUCACAGACAUCAACAUGACACAGCCUCAGAAUCCAGCCAGUUCUGUUUCUCAUCAAUGCAGCUUUUUUUAAAAAGGAGUUGGAUAUGAAGCAUGAAAUCAAUGAUUCCACCAAGUGAUCCGUGUGAACACAUAUUUCAUAACUUCCAGCUUAUAACAACAGAAUCUACUGUGGACUAUUUACUAAAGGUACAUGUGGCGAGAAGAUAUAGUGUAUCUGGAGCUUGUAAAACUACAACUGACAUGUUUAUUAGCUUACUAAAAUUGUAUAAUUUAAUGUGUGUGUACGUAAAGCAGCUUUCCUAAGGAAAGCUAUUCUUUUUUCUGUUUUUACUCUGCCUGAAGUACAAUGGUGUUUUGAAGUUGAGCAUAAAACAUAGAAGUUAAGAUAAUAACCCUGGAGAACUGUGCCUUUGAUAACUCCGCUUUUACCUCAUUAAAUUCCAGAUUUGCAGAUUUAUUUAAACAUCUUUUGUAACAUGUGGUCAGUGUUGUGUUGCUAGAUUAAAUAAAAGAGCAUGUGAUGCACUAAUGUUUUCAA
Molecule: messenger RNA, 3925 nt
Organism: Siniperca chuatsi (mandarin fish)
Lineage: Eukaryota; Metazoa; Chordata; Actinopteri; Centrarchiformes; Sinipercidae
Gene: angpt1
Product: angiopoietin 1
Exons: 9
Coding region: 507-2123 (538 amino acids)
Biological process (GO): Tie signaling pathway; angiogenesis
Molecular function (GO): receptor tyrosine kinase binding
Source: RefSeq, a predicted model, not a curated record